AUGGCUGAGGAGGAUCUGAGGGGUCCCAGCACCCGUUUCUCCCUCUCCUUCUCAGGCAGUGGCUUCCUUGCCAUGUACCAGGUUGGGGUGGUGCAGUCUCUCCUGGAGCUGGCUCCUGAGCUCCUCAAAUCUGCCUCCAAGGUCUACGGCUCCUCCGCCGGUUCCCUCAUCGCCGCCGCCGUCGUGUGCAACAUCAGCCUCGAUAACUUGAAGGAAUAUUUCUUUACCCUGACCACGGAAGCCAGGAAAACCAUCCUGGGCCCUCUGUCUCCCAAGUGCAGCUUGCUGGCCACUAUCAGGGUCUUUCUGCAGAGGACGCUGCCAGAGGACUCUUACCAGGUGGCUUCAGGGAGGCUGCACAUCUCGCUGACGCGGGUGGUGGACGGCCAGAACGUCAUGGUCUCUGAGUUCAGCUCAAACGAGGAGCUCAUCCAGGCUCUCCUCUGCAGCUGCUUUCUUCCUAUCUACUGUGGAUUCAUCCCUCCAUCCUACCGAGGAGUGAGAUACGUUGAUGGAGGAUUCACUGGCCUGCAGCCUGUCUCCAGCUUGGAGGAAGCUGUGAUCACCGUCUCCCCCUUCACAGGAGAGCUGGACAUCUGCCCACGGGAUUGUCCUGCAAUCUUCUUCUGCUUCCAGAUCUUCAAUGGCAGCAUUCAGAUCUCAAUAGAAAACCUCUGCAGGAUUAGCUAUGCUCUCUUCCCACCUAGCAGCAUGGUCCUGGACGACAUUUUCUCCCAAGGCUACCAGGACACUGCCCUUUUCCUGUACAGGAACAAUGCCUUUGGCUUCAACUACUUCGACGGCAAUUUCCGCUUCUCCAUCAUGUGCGGGAAGAAGGACCCGGCACGGCCCAAGGGGGGACACAGCCCAGCCCAGCUCCCUGCUUCCUGCCAGGUAGAGGAUUUGGGGCACUGA
Messenger RNA from Apus apus (common swift), 915 nucleotides. RefSeq names its product patatin like phospholipase domain containing 1 (gene PNPLA1). Gene Ontology annotation, cellular component: lipid droplet; membrane; cytoplasm. Gene Ontology annotation, biological process: triglyceride catabolic process; lipid homeostasis. Bases 1 to 915 code for a protein of 304 amino acids. The record is from RefSeq and is a predicted model, not a curated record. The transcript is spliced from 6 exons. Gene Ontology annotation, molecular function: triacylglycerol lipase activity. NCBI's taxonomy places the organism in Eukaryota, Metazoa, Chordata, Aves, Apodiformes, Apodidae.